Molecule: messenger RNA, 1146 nt
Organism: Rosa rugosa (rugosa rose)
Lineage: Eukaryota; Viridiplantae; Streptophyta; Magnoliopsida; Rosales; Rosaceae
Exons: 1
Coding region: 1-1146 (381 amino acids)
Source: RefSeq, a predicted model, not a curated record
AUGUCGCAGCUUAAGUCUCUUUGGCCUGAUUUAAGCAACUGGUCCGUCUCUCCUCUGGGUAGGGGGUUCUUCAUGCUUCAGUUUCAGUCCUUAGAGGACAUGCAAAGGAUUUGGUCUAUUCGUACAGUAAGGCUGAAACAAGGGCUUCUGCGUCUGAUAAAGUGGACUCCAAGCUUCUCUGCUGCGACCUUUAGAAACACGUUUGCACAAGUCUGGGUGCGACUUUGGGACCUGGGCUUUGCGUUUUGGGAGCAACAAACUAUCUUCGAAAUUGCUAGGGGGAUUGGGAUGCCCAUGAAACUUGACCCUAGAACUGCUGAUCGGUCUGUUGGUCUCUACCCGAGGGUUCUAAUUGAUGUCGACCUUUCUAAGCCUCUUCUUCAGCAACUGCGAGUGACCCGUGGAAAUGGAGAACAUGUUUUGGUGGGUAUUGAAUAUGAAGCCCUUCCAAGUGUUUGUUCUAGGUGUGGCCUUGUUGGGCACUUAGGUGCCAAAUGUAGGGUAGCGGUUCCUGUUGCUCCCACUGCUGACGCAUCUCCUCAGCGUGGUCGCUCCUCCACUCGUAGGUCUAGAAGGAGGAGGGUGAAAGCUUCUGUUUCUGUUCCUCGCAGUCCGAAUGUCCAACCUACAGCCUCUGAAGAUUGUUCUUUUAGUAAUGGUAAUGUGCAACAAGUGCCUUCUGUUCAAGCUGCGGCAGCUUUGGAGACAAAAGUUGUGAUUGGAACAGUUGAACAAAUUAUUAAAGAGUCUAAUGUUGUGACUGAAAGGGUUGAACAUAAUUUGGUUGUGCAGCAGGCAUCUGAUCAAGACUCCUCUUUUGAUAGUGUUCCACCUGGGUUUCAGAGGGUUACCCCAGAGAAUUUGAAGCAGGCAAAGACUUUUGUUGUUCAAUCUGCUAGCAUCACUAAUUCACCGGUGGUUGACACUACCAGUGGUGCUAAUUUGGUAUCUUCUGACUCUAUUGCGGAACCGGCAAACCAGAUACUUGAGGACCCUACCCUAACCAGGCAAGAAGGGGAAUUUACGCCAGUAGUCUCAAAGAGAACCAAAAAACAGAUUAAAAAGUCUAAUUUGAUAGUUGCAGUUCGUAAGUCUAUUACAGGACGCGCUCUUGUGCAAAAGGGAGCGAAGCAUAAAUUAUAUUAA